Cryptotermes secundus is the source of this 1911-nucleotide messenger RNA. It is a transcript of the gene exu, whose product is annotated as maternal protein exuperantia. Bases 215 to 1498 code for a protein of 427 amino acids. The transcript is spliced from 5 exons. Gene Ontology annotation, biological process: bicoid mRNA localization. NCBI's taxonomy places the organism in Eukaryota, Metazoa, Arthropoda, Insecta, Blattodea, Kalotermitidae. The record is from RefSeq and is a predicted model, not a curated record. Gene Ontology annotation, molecular function: protein homodimerization activity; RNA binding.
UUUGGUCUAAUCUGUGAAGCGCUGUGAAGUGAGUUGUGUAACGCGUAGUAGGAAUAGAAGUUGGUCUUGUUUCAGUUCUACACGUGGAAUACAUCCUGUCGUUGACGUACACAGUUAAUAAGGGGAAAAUACUUUUGGAUUCAAGGACCUUAUUUGGCAGAAGUGAAUCAUACCUUAGGAGUACUCAAUAAAUACGGAUGAAGGUUAUUGGAAAAUGGUUUCUACAACUGUGAAGGAGAAUGGAGUUGAGGGUGGAGAGGUGUCAGGCCUGCCACCUGGUGAUUAUAGCCUCAUUGGAUGGGAUGUGGACACUACUGGACGGCGACUGCUUGAUGAAAUAUUCCAGAUUGCAGCUUUCGCUCCUGAAGUUAGUUUUUCUCAGUAUGUGAUGCCAUUUCGUGAUUUAAAUCCUGCAGCUCGGCGCAGACAUAACAUUAGAGUUGUUACUGUAGGUCGCUAUCGCAUGCUCAAGGACUCCAGGACUGGAAAGGUUCUAAAGACUAAAAGCGAGAUUUUUGGAUUAUCAGACUUCAUUCAGUGGCUAGAAGAUAUAAAAGGUAAUGCAAGAGAUGGUGUGAUUCUUGUAAGUCACGAGCCCCGCAAGGUGGCAGCACCGCUUCUUCUGGAGGCAUUGUACAAGUACAACCUGCUUGAGAGGUUCUCUGCUAUAGUGAAGGGUUUUGCCAAUGGAUACAAAGUGGCUGAGAUAAAAUGUGCCAAAACUGUGCACUCAUUUUCACUACGCACGUUGUCCCGUGUAUUACUGAAUAAUGAAGAGGACCUAGACAAUGCUGCAGAUAGAGCACGCCUUGCCUUCCAGAUAGUACAACACCUCUGUGCCGGGGAAGACCACCCAGAAAGCAACCAAGGCAGUCGGGAUGGAGGAUAUUCAGAAAAUCAUGGACUUGCAGAAGCUAUACGUCAGUUUACACUUACUGUAACCAAAGAGCAGAUGGAACUUGCCAGACUGAAGACUGUGUUGGAGCGUCAGAACUCUUUGCGUCCUGUGUUUGGUCCGUUGCUUCGUCUAAACAGGCGUGAGAGGCAACGUGCUAGCAAUUUACGCAGAAUUCUUGCUGAAGCAGGGAUUGAUUAUCCAAUGCUUUCUGCCACAUAUUCAAAGAAUGGAAAGGAAAGCAUUGCCCAAUUGCUGGCUUCAAAAUUGGCACAGGCAAAACCAAAAGAAGUAGAUGAAUUGCAUGAACUGUUAGUGGGCCACUUUGACCCAAAUUCAGAAUCAAAAACUGAGAAAUCUCAAUUGAAUAAGGAAAAUAGGUCUGGAAUUGGAGAUGUAAGUGGAUCCAGCACCCCAGACACUACAACUAGCUCACCUAUCAAAGCUCCCAGCUCAUUGGGUGAUAAUACCACCACUGACAGUACCAAUUCUCCCCAGAGUAAUACUGCUUCCCCACAAAAACAUUCCUUAUCUACUGGUUCAGUGGUUACCAUUGCAUCUGAGUCAGUGGUUACCCUUGCAUCUGAGUCCACUGCAUCCUAAACUUGAAUAUGCUAAGUAUGUUCGAUCAGUUUCUAGAGGAUGUCUGUGAGUGCCUUACCAAGGACGAGUUUUUGUUUGAUGCCACUGUUGCCUUUGUUCAAUAAAGUUGUUUUGUUAAUGUUCAUAUGAUAUAAGUGAUUAAGAAAAUAUAUCAGUUGUUUUGUUUUAAUUAGCUAUGGCCCAAGAUUGUUAUUUGUCUUAUUAAAUAUUUUGUGAUGCAAGGAAUAAAUUGUUUCUCUUAUUUUGUUUGUUAAUUUUGGGCACUGUAUGUGCCAGUGAGGAAACUUUAGUUCCACAGGCAGUUUCUGGAACAUUCUUCACAAGCAGUGAGAAAACUUGGUUCACAGUCAUUCUAAAUCAAUAUUCAGAUCUCAUUGUAACAAUACUAAAUAAAGAAUGAUUUGUCUAGAAGA